AUGACCGGUACCAUUACCAUGGCACCAGACACAGUGCCUAGGCGAGAGGCAAUUAUGUCACUUGUCACUCGUUCGUUCUCGCCGUUGUUUUGCUUCUUACGUGUACCUGGAGCGAACGCACAGAUGUGCACGAGUUCAGACACGGCGAGACACAUUUCUCCGCAGCAGCUGCCGCCGCCGCCGUCGCCGUCGCUGCGACCUCAAACCGUCCUGUGCGCUUUCUGA
Messenger RNA from Soboliphyme baturini, 225 nucleotides. The record is from the annotation of a GenBank genome assembly. Lineage: Eukaryota; Metazoa; Nematoda; Enoplea; Dioctophymatida; Soboliphymatidae.